AUGGGCAGUUCGAAUUCCACGCCUACCAGUAGCACCCCCAGGCGAGGAGGCGGAGGGGACCGCAACUGGGUCGGGAUCGAACCCGGCAUCGACCAGAUAACGCUGAACGAGGACCCCACCUUCUUCCGGCCGCAGGACGAAUUUGCGCGCGACUACGUCGAGGACAUCUUCAUCGUCGAGGGCGCCAGGCGCGGCGGCAGGUGCGGCGCCGGCGCGUACGCCUAUCGCAAGUCCGGCAUCGAGCAUGGCCCGUUUUAUACCGAGAAGGGCUGCUUGAUGUUCAUUGUGCCGGAUGAAGCCUAG
Messenger RNA from Anthostomella pinea, 303 nucleotides. The record is from the annotation of a GenBank genome assembly. Lineage: Eukaryota; Fungi; Ascomycota; Sordariomycetes; Xylariales; Xylariaceae.